This is a messenger RNA of Colletotrichum destructivum, 1455 nucleotides long. Its product is annotated as Putative glycoside hydrolase family 10 domain, glycoside hydrolase superfamily. The record is from RefSeq and is a predicted model, not a curated record. The coding region runs from base 194 to 1279 and encodes 361 amino acids. Gene Ontology annotation, biological process: carbohydrate metabolic process. Gene Ontology annotation, molecular function: hydrolase activity, hydrolyzing O-glycosyl compounds. The transcript has 4 exons. Lineage: Eukaryota; Fungi; Ascomycota; Sordariomycetes; Glomerellales; Glomerellaceae.
CUUCAAAAGUCGAGAAGCACCUCGAAAACGUGCCGGGCAGUAGUUUCGUUCCGCUCUACCACCUUCACGGGCAACGUACACACUCAUUCACUCACUCACUCACCACCCACGCUCAUUACUUGUCGUCGCUCCUUUUAUUCUUAGGUUCUUUUUUAUAUAUAAUUCGUACAUCUUCUCAGUCUCUCCUUGGAUCAUGAAGUUCUCUCUCGCCCUCGCCGCGGCGCCGUUGGCCGCCCUCGCCACGCCGCUGGGCGUCGCGCCCGCCGCGCACUCCCCUCACUCAUCCCACUCUCACUCCCUCUCCCAUCGCCAUCCGAUCCCGGUCAGGCUCGCCGAGCGCCAGGCCUCCGACAGCAUCGACGCGCUCUUCAAGAAGAGGGGCAAGCUCUACUUCGGCGCCUCGGGCGACAACGGCAUCAUGCAGCAGGGCAGGACGGAGGCCAUCCAGCUGGCCAACUUCGGCCAGGUGACGCCCGAGUACUCGAUGAAGUGGGACGCCACCGAGCCCGCGCCGGGCAACUUCACCUGGGGCAACGCCGACUACCUCGUCGACUGGGCCCAGACGAACGACAAGUCGGUCCACGGCCACACGCUGCUGUGGCACACGGCGCUACCGACGUGGGUGUCGGACAUUAGUGACAAGAAGGUCCUCACCAAGGUCAUCGAGAGGCACGUCCAGACCGUCGUCGGGCGGUACAAGGGGAAGAUCAGGUCUUGGGACGUCGUGAACGAGAUCUUCAACGACAGCGGCACGCUUCGGAACAACACCUUCUUCAACGUCCUGGGCGAGUCGUACGUCGGCAUCGCCUUCCGCGCCGCCCGGGCCGCCGACCCGGCCGCGAAGCUGUACAUCAACGACUACAACCUGGACAACAAGGACUGGGGCAAGCUCCCCGCGCUCGUCAACAAGGUGGACCAGUGGAUCGGGCAGGGCAUUCCCAUCGACGGGAUCGGCUCUCAGUCCCACCUCGUGCCCAACAUGUCGAGCAACGUCGAGGCGGCGCUCCACGCGCUCGCGGCCUCGCGGGUGUCCGAGAUCCUCAUCACCGAGCUCGACAUCGACACGGCGCCGCCGGCCGAGUACGCGACCGUCGUGGGCGCGUGCCUCAACGUUCCCAAGUGCCGCGGCAUCACCGUCUGGGGCGUGAGCGAUAGGCAAUCGUGGAAGAGCGAGAAGAAGCCGCUCUUGUUCGACGAAAACUACAACCCCAAGCCGGCCUACGACGCCAUUGUCAAGAAGCUGAAGGGCGUGGUGAAUGGGUGGGUUUAUGAGGGCUAGACGGUUGACCACCAUUUCAACUUGGGACUCGACUUACAUGUAGCAUGUAGCUGGUAGUCAAGUCAAUGAAGCCAGUAUUCGCCAGUUGGGUGACUUGUGCGGCAAUCCUCAUGGGUUGAUGUUCCUGUGGCCAUCACUCAUCACUUGUCGACGAUGAAUGUCAUGACAUGACACGA